Molecule: messenger RNA, 283 nt
Organism: Linum tenue
Lineage: Eukaryota; Viridiplantae; Streptophyta; Magnoliopsida; Malpighiales; Linaceae
Source: the annotation of a GenBank genome assembly
AUUAAAUUAGACACGUCACUAAACAAAAAGUUUGCUAGUGAAGAAGAAAGGUUUGAAGUAAUAGUGUUCGAGAGAGAUUUGAGUGCUAUUAGAGGGGAGUGGCAGUACAGAGGGUCGAUUCAGAUACAAAGCAAUGCUCUGGCGGCACUCGAGGCGAUCGAUUUGGAUGUCGCGAUGAGGCUAUGAGAGCUGGUUGAGUUACCGGGGAUAGAAUUAAUGGCCUUGUCGAUGGGAUUUCUGGCACCUGGUGUGCAGAGAUCGGAGAUGGGGGCGGUGCUACGAG